Molecule: messenger RNA, 1212 nt
Organism: Oncorhynchus kisutch (coho salmon)
Lineage: Eukaryota; Metazoa; Chordata; Actinopteri; Salmoniformes; Salmonidae
Product: RNA-binding protein 25-like
Exons: 3
Source: RefSeq, a predicted model, not a curated record
AGAGACAGAGAGACAGAGAGACAGAAACAGAGACAGAGAGACAGAGACAGAGAGACAGAAACAGAGAGACAGAGAGACAGAAACAGAGAGACAGAAACAGAGAGACAGAAACAGAGAGACAGAAACAGAGAGACAGAGAGACAGAAACAGAGAGACAGAAACAGAGAGACAGAGAGACAGAAACAGAGAGACAGAGAGACAGAAACAGAGAGACAGAAACAGAGAGACAGAAACAGAGAGACAGAAACAGAGAGACAGAGAGACAGAGAGACAAGAGACAAGAGACAAGAGACAGAAACAGAGAGACAGAAACAGAGAGACAGAGAGACAGAGAGACAGAACAGAGAGACAGAAACAGAGAGACAGAAACAGAGAGACAGAAACAGAGAGACAGAGACAGAGAACAGAGACAGACAGAGAGACAGAAACAGAGAGACAGAACAGAGAGACAGAGAGACAGAAACAGAGAGACAGAAACAGAGAGACAGAGAGACAGAGAGACAGAAACAGAGAGACAGAAACAGAGAGACAGAGAGACAGAGAGACAGAAACAGAGAGACAGAAACAGAGAGACAGAAACAGAGAGACAGAGAGACAGAGAGACAGAAACAGAGAGACAGAGAGACAGAAACAGAGAGACAGAAACAGAGAGACAGAAACAGAGAGACAGAAACAGAGAGAGAAACAGAGAGACAGAAACAGAGAGACAGAGAGACAGAGACAGAGAGACAGAGAGACAGAAACAGAGAAGAGAGACAGAGAGACAGAAGACAGAAAACAGAGAGACAGAGAGACAGAAACAGAGAGACAGAAACAGAGACAGAAAAACAGAGAGACAGAGAGACAGAGAGACAGAAACAGAGAGACAGAAACAGAGAGACAGAGACAGAGAGACAGAGAGACAGAAACAGAGAAACAGAGAGACAGAGAGACAGAAACAGAGAGACAGAAACAGAGAGACAGAGACAGAGAGACAGAAACAGAGAGACAGAGAGACAGAAACAGAGAGACAGAAAGGGAGACAGAAACAGAGAGACAGAAACAGAGAGACAGAGAGACAGAGAGACAGAAACAGAGAGACAGAAACAGAGAGACAGAAACAGAGAACAGAGAGACAGAGAGACAGAAACAGAGAGACAGAAACAGAGAGACAGACAGAGAGACAGAAACAGAGAGACAGAGAGACAGAGAGACAGAGAGACAGAAACAGAG